AUAAAUAACUGACAGAAUGUAUAAGUAACCUUCAGCCUAUCUAGCUAUCUCUCCCGACUCAAUCUAAUUUUACAUCUCAAAACAUACGCUUAUAUGCAGGAGAGAUACUAGACACGCUUGUGCAAUACAACUUUAUUUCCUCGUGCAUUUCCGAGUUAAGUCUGGGUAUAUUUGUUUCUUUCCGUAAAUAUAUUGAAUAAUAAAUAUGAUAUGACCUUGUGGCAUAUAAUAUAUUGACAUAAUUGACAGGCGUAUUAAACUUUUAGGGAAAACUUUAAACAUUUAACAUACUUAAAUUAAUAAGAGAAUUUCAAAUUUAAACAUAUUAAAAGUAUUUCAAUAAUAUCAAAAUCCCUAAUAUAAAUGAAAUCCAAAACUCCUUAAAACUUUUAUAUACUUAAGAAAACCCCAUAAUGCUACAAAAAUUUACAAAUGUUAUUAACGAGGUUGCUAAACAGUUGUUUAGAUGGAUGACCGUUUCCAUUUUGUCCGACUUCCGUUACCUCAGGUUAGAUUUUAGACCCGGUCGUCUACACGGAGCUAGGAAAUCGAUUUAAGCAUAUAUUUUACAUAAUAAUUACUCGUAUAACUGCUUGGUUCUGUAAACAUCAGAAAUAACCAGUUGAAUAUAUUAAAUGCCUUUAAAGUGCAUCUACCUAUUUUAUUGAAACAAAAAUACGUUUCAGGGCCACAAUACGAAACUUGCCCCUGCCACUUAAACAUUAAAGAUAACGAGUGUAAGCAUGUCAGCUACCAUUUUGAAACUGAUUCGCUAAAGUGGGGAGAGAUAUUCUCCGAAUACGAAAGUUGGAUUAAAGGAAGUAAUAUAUGUGAAAUGAGUAACCAAGAAGAUUUGGAGAAAAAGAAAUACAGAAACUGGGUGAGAGGUGGACUGGCGUUUAAAUAUCUUAAAGAAGGUAUCAAAGAAUUUGCUAAUGAUGUGGUUCAAGAAGAACACAAGAGAAUUAUUCAGGAUGUCAUAUCCGGACGCAGCUGUAACCAAUGCGAAAUUAAAAACCUGCAACCAUUGCAUACAUAUAAGAAAGAUCAUGCAGGCAGAAAGAAAUGUCCCAGUGGCAAAAACAGCUGUAACUCUCUUUAUACAAAUCAACAACGAUGUCCUGUAAACGUAUGCGACGCUAUUAUGGAAGAUAUUCUAAAAAAUCACGCAUCGACACCGCCUUCACCAAACUGGAAUAAUACAGAUAUACAGAAGUGGUGUUCAGCUCCGUGGGAGAUCGCAAAAUGUUUCAUCAAUGCGCCAGGAUAUUCUAACAAGUCUACGGCUGACGAUAUUGACACUUCAGGGUUACUACAUGUUUUUAUCAACAACUUGAGUCACAGAACACAUUUGUCUGACGACGAUAUAUUCGUAAAGACUCUACACAGAAGAAAUGAAUUAUUCCAUUCACCGAACUAUGAGAUGGAAGACUCUAAGCUAGAUGAAUGUAUAGAUGAAAUUGUAGCAAUUCUUGAGAACGAAAAAGAAUUGAAAGCAAGACAUGAUGCUCAAGACGCAGUCUUAAAACUAAAACAGUUGAAGCAAGAGAACUUUAUCAUUACCACGCACAACGAGACCGAGGUAUGCAGAGAUGCUCUAGCCUCCAUAACCUACAAAUCAGAUGAGCUGGAACAAAAGAUUCAAAAUGCUAAAGUCGACAUUGAUAAGAAACAAGCAGAAGCCACUGAAGCAGUAGGUGAUGAGGCAAAGAAAGUUUUACGAGACGCUUUGGGAGAAUCAGACAAUCAGAAUGAGACACUGUAUGAAAGAGUUAGGCAACUUGAAUCAGAGCGUUCGAAUACAAGACAACGGAUUACGUUCCUGGAGAGUAAAAUAGACACGCUGGAUACCAUAAACCAAAGUCACAAAGCAAAUUCAGACUACAUUGAAGAAAAACAAGAACUCUAGAUUGGAAGCACUGUCGACUUAAAGGAAAGACUUUCGUGCGUAGGACCUUUUGUUCGAAUAAAGGAAACUGGGGAAUUGUGCUUUUUGACUACGUGCGCUACCGAUAUUGAUUAUGAUGGAGCUGAAGCUUUCCUACCUGCCUUAGGUAACACAGUAUCGGGCGAAACCGCAUUCAGACAUGAACCAAAGAUAUGUGGCAAGGUUAUAGCAACUACACCUAAAGGUAUUCCUGUAGCCCUUGUAAAGAUUGCAAACGAAUGCAUACCAACAAAAAGCAAAUUCAGAUCUUUUACAGACGAGGAUCUGGCACGUGCAGCUCAGCUGAACUCAAGAAUCUCCAGGUGAAAAUACCGACCAAAUAGUUCUUGACAUGUGCAAAAAACUUGAUGUUGACAUUAACAUCAAUGAAAUUGACAGAUCCCACCGGGCAGGGAAACGUAGUGACACCGGAACCCCAAGACCCAUCAUAGUAAAAUUUGUGUCGUACAGAUCUCGCCAGCGUCUUCUUAAGGCUCGUACAGGAUUGAAAUCACACGGGCUAAAUGGCAUAUACAUCAAUGAAGAUCUCACUAAGCAACGUAACUUUGCUUUCUAUACUGCCCGACUUCUAGUAAGAAAUAACAAAAUCGAUAGCUGCUGGACUUUCGACGGUAUGAUAUUUGUAAAGGACAAGCACCAAAACGUACAUCGUGUCACAUGUAGUGAGGAUCUGGUCAGAUUCGAACAUUGACUUUUUGUUAGUGUACAAGAGUGUCCUAAUUAUAAGUGCAAACUGUACUGAUAAGUUUUGUCACAGUCACUGAGAUCACGUUAUAUAACAAUAGUACAGUUAUCCUACUAUUUAUAGCUAUGGUCAUUAUUAUAUUGUGUUUCACAUGCAUUGUAUUGUGACUAAAUCUCAUCAAUUUUCGUGCAAGGCGAAAUAUGCUAUAUCGUAGUUUUUUUGGGUUUUUUGGUUGUUGUUUUUUUUAUUAAUACCGAUAGUUUUUUUGUUUUUUUUUGUGAACUAUUAACAUACAAUACCGUAAAAUAUGCAUUAUUGUCUGUAAGUUUGUGUUUUUUUGUAUAUAUUUUUCCUGUACUCCUGUUCUCUAUGUGAACAUUUGAGGAUCAAAUGAUCAAAAAUUUGACUACUUUUAAUUCACAAUUACCAGAACUUAACGUGUAAUGUAUAAAUUUCAUUAACAUUAUCCAGUUUGGUAAGAAAUUCCAUACAUUCGCUGUAACGAUUACUUGAUCACAAACCUUAUCUGCAAGCGUUGUUAAAUGCCACUUAAUAUCCAUACAACUCACUUUUGUCACUUAUGAUUUUUGUUUUGUUUUUUUUUUCGUUACAAAAUUAA
Mercenaria mercenaria is the source of this 3252-nucleotide messenger RNA. RefSeq lists its product as uncharacterized. The record is from RefSeq and is a predicted model, not a curated record. The coding region runs from base 836 to 1909 and encodes 357 amino acids. Lineage: Eukaryota; Metazoa; Mollusca; Bivalvia; Venerida; Veneridae. The transcript is spliced from 7 exons.